Molecule: messenger RNA, 1146 nt
Organism: Penicillium griseofulvum
Lineage: Eukaryota; Fungi; Ascomycota; Eurotiomycetes; Eurotiales; Aspergillaceae
Exons: 2
Coding region: 1-1146 (381 amino acids)
Source: RefSeq, a predicted model, not a curated record
AUGCGGUCUUUAUCCGUCCUGCCGGUGCUUUCGACACUUGCCUUACUUCUCAACUACUCGACCCACACAGCCGCAACCCCGCUCGGAUUGGGAGCAAACGUCACUGAGGGAAACGGGCUUGAGAAGCGCUGUGAGAACCCUUGUGGCUACAAUGGCUGGCUUUGCUGCGCGAGCGGUCAAACGUGCACUACCAACAGUGCCAAAGAGGCUGUCUGUGCAGAUGGGAGUGCUAGUGGCGGUGGAGACUGGGAAUAUUACACAUCCACUUACGUGCUCACCAAUACCGACGUAACAACUAUUACCUCUGUCUGGAGUAGCCAGAUAGCUGCACCGACAGGCACAGGCUCGUGCAGAUUCGACCUCGGAGAGACAAAGUGCGGCUCGAGUUGUUGCGAUGCCACGCAAGAAUGCGCCUUGAAUGCCGCUGGUAAUGCGGGCCAAUGUGUCGCCGAGAGCUCUUCAUUUAUUGCGACUGCGACAGGAACCGACGCCACGCCAGGCGUUCGACCGACGAGCGAUGGGGCAACCACCGUAACAGCAACCGCAGCCCCAACCAUCACGGAGGGAUUCACGGCGCCAGUUGGAACGGACGGGGCAGAAUUGAUCGGGGUCAAAGCAGGUAACAACGGCUUGAGUGGUGGCGCCAUCGCAGGAAUCGUUAUCGGCAGUAUCGUUGGUGCGUUCUUGUUGCUACUCCUCUGCGCAUGCGUCUGCUUUAAGGGUAUCUUGGAAGGCCUAUUUGCCGCACUCGGCUUCGGCAAGAAGCGCCGCAGACAGGACACAACCUAUAUUGAAGAGCACCAUUCUCAUCAUUCGCAUGGCGGUCGGCCUCCCCCUCCUCCCGGCCGAACGUGGUUCGGCACCAAGCCAACCGCGGGAGGCAGUGAGGUUAGCGAGAAGAAAGAAUCCAAAUGGGGCUUGGGCACAAUUGCCAUCAUUAUCGGUGCUCUUGCUCUGUGUUUGGGAUUGAAGCGGAAGAGAGAUAGAGAGCACGACGACGACAAGACAGAGUCCUCCUACCCAAGUUCAUAUUACUACUAUUCCGAUUAUUACUCGGGCACCGGGACCGAAGUUCUGACAGACGAACUAGAGAUACGCGACGAUCACGACGAUCGCGCACUCGAUCUGACCGUCCAUGAUAUCUGA